CAAUUUCCAAGGCUUAAACCUGGUGACACUGUAUAUUUAAACGGCCGCAUUUUUUGUGAAAAAUCUCAGAACAGAAAACAUCUCCACACUCUUUUGAGAAGUAAGAAUAGAAGGACAGUGACUUUAAAAUGAGUCUCCAUGUCAAGAGAGAAGAUGAGGACACUGCCUACAUAAUGAGUUCUCCAUCUCCUGGAUCCAGCUGUGUGUCUAUGAAGAGUGAUCAAUCCAUGAUGGAUUAUCCUAAAUUCAGGGAUGGAACAGUGACCUCUGACCCCAGCAGACAGAGAUCAAAGUCUCCAGAACCCAGUGUUUUGUCUGUGAAGACUCUCAUAUCCAUGAAUUAUCCCCCUGACUUCAGUGAUGGACCAGUGGCCUCUAACCUCAUGAUGGAUGACACACAAGCAGCCCUGCUGGUUGAGAAUGGAGACCAAAUAUUGGAUAAUGACCUAAAGAGAGUCAAAGGUCAACACAAAACUAGCAUGAAGAUCAAAUAUGAGAGAUUAUUUGAUGGACUGAAACUCCAAGAGAAUCAAACCUUCCUGAAAAGGAUCUACACACAGCUCUACAUCAUAGAGGGAGAGAGAGAAGGAGUGAAUGAAGAACAUGAGCUUUUACAGAUGGAGAAAACAGCCAGAACACAACACUCACAAGACACUCAAAUCUACUGCAAUGACAUCUUUAAAGCCUCACCUGAACCAGGAUGUGUGGAGAAAGAACAAAUCAAGACUGUUCUUACUAAAGGUAUUGCUGGAAUCGGAAAAACUGUCUCUGUGCAGAAGUUCAUUCUGGACUGGGCCGAGGGAAAAGCCAAUCAGGAUAUAGAUUUUAUGUUUGUGCUUUCAUUUCGAGAGCUGAACUUGAUCCGAGAUCAUCAGUACAGUCUUCACAGACUUCUGCAAGACUUUUAUCCUGAACUUCAAGAUCUGGACUCAAAGAUUUAUGAGGAGUGUAAAGUUGUGUUCAUCUUUGAUGGUCUGGAUGAAAGCAGAAUGACACUGAUGUUUUCAGAUGCUCAGAAAGUUUCUGAUGUGACUGAGACUUCAUCAGUGGAUGUGUUGAUGUCAAACCUUAUCAAAGGAGAGCUGCUUACCUCUGCUCUCAUCUGGAUCACCUCCAGACCAGCAGCAGCCAAUCAGAUCCCCUCCAAAUACAUCAACCGUCUGACAGAAAUUCAGGGAUUCAAUGAACCUCAGAAGGAGGAAUAUUUCAGGAGGAGAAUCAGUGAUGAGCAUCAAGCCAGCAGAAUCAUCUCACACAUCAGAAGAGCAAGAAGCCUCCACAUCAUGUGCCACAUACCCGUCUUCUGCUGGAUCUCAGCCACUGUGCUUCAAAAGCUCCUGAAAGAAGAUCUGAGUGCAGAAAUCCCUCAAACUCUGACUGAAAUGUACAUCCACUUACUGCUGAUUCAGAUCAACAUCAGGAAUCAGAAGUAUGAAGAAAGAGAUCCAGAGAAACUCCUGCAGUCCAACAGAGAAGUGAUUGUGAAACUUGCUGAAGUGGCUUUCAAACAGCUGAUGAAGGGCAAUGUGAUGUUCUAUGAGGAGGACCUGAGAGAGAGUGGCAUAGACGCCACUGAUGCCUCAGUGUAUUCUGGGAUUUGCACUGAGAUCUUUAAGGAAGAAUCUGUGAUUCAUCAGAGGAAAGUCUACAGCUUCAUUCAUCUGAGCGUCCAGGAGUUUCUUGCUGCUUUCUAUGCAUUUUACUACCAUGUAAAUGUAACUAUGAAGGAACUGAAGAAUUUUGCUUCAGUACAAAAUUUACUUAAAAGUGCAGUAGAUAAAGCUCUUGAGACUGAGAGUGGACAGCUGGAUCUGUUUCUGCGGUUCCUGCUGGGCGUCUCACUGGAGUCCAAUCAGAGACUCUUACAGGAUCUACUGACACACACAGAGAACAGCCCAGAGAGCAUCAGGAGAACCACACAGUACAUUAAAGAGAAGAUCAAAGAUGGACAUGGACUCUCCACUGAAAGAUCCAUCAAUCUAUUCCUCUGUCUGCUAGAAGUGAAAGAUCAGACUUUGUCCAGAGAGAUUCAGGAGUUUGUGAAAUCAGACAAAGACUCAGAGAAGAAACUCUCUCCUUCUCACUGCUCAACAAUUGCCUACAUACUUCAGAUGUCAGAGGAGGUGCUGGAUGAGCUGGACCUUAAGAAAUACAACACAUCAGAUGAGGGUAGAAGAAGACUUAUACCAGCAGUCAUCAACUGCAGAAAAGCACUUUUUGCUGGCUGUAAUAUCACUGGUAAUUCCUGCGAAAUUGUAUCAUCAGCUCUACAAUCAUCAGAUUGUGUCCUGAGAGAGCUAGACCUGAGUAACAAUGACCUGCAGGAUUCAGGAGUGAAGCUGCUCUUUGAUGGACUGAAGAGUCCAAACUGUCAGCUGGAGAUACUGAGGUUGUCUGGCUGUAUGGUGACAGAGGAAGGCUGUGGUUAUGUGUCUUCAGCUCUUAGUUCAAACCCCUCACACCUGAGAGAGCUGGAUCUGAGCUACAAUCACCCCGGAGAUUCAGGAGUCCAGCUGCUCAGUGACAAACUGAAGGAUCCAAACUACAGACUGGACAUACUCAAAUUGGAUCAUGGAGGAUAUUCCAGGAUCAUACCAGGACUGCGAAAAUAUGCCUGUGAUCUCACACUGGAUCCAAACACAGCACAUGUUAAACUCAUUCUGUCUGAAUGGAACAAAACAGCAACUCAUGUGAAAGAGCAUCAGCCGUAUCCUGAUCAUCCAGAGAGAUUUGAGAACCAUGAGCAGGUUCUGAGUAAAGAAAGUCUGACUGGACGCUGUUACUGGGAGGUUGAAUGGAGUGGAUGGGCCUAUAUAGCAGUGACAUAUAAAGGACUCAGCAGGAAAGAAGGCAGUAAUAGUCGGUUUGGAUUCAAUGAAAAGUCCUGGAAUAUUUACUGUUGUGAUAAUAUUUACUCUGUCUGGCACAAGAAUAAGAGCACAAACAUUCCUUCCCCUUCGUCCCCAUCUAAUAGAAUAGGAGUGUAUCUGGACUGGUCUGCCGGCACUCUGUCCUACUACAGCGUCUCUGACACACACACACUCACACACUUACACACAAUCAACACCACAUUCACGGAACCCCUCUAUGCUGGACUUACAGUUCCUUAUGGUUAUUCAGUGUCUCUGUGUCAGAUUUAACAACCUCCUGGGAGGAACCACAAAGGCACAUGAUCAGAGAUCUGAUUAUCUGUCAUUUUGCUAAUAUGAAUGAAUUUCUGAAUAAUUUUUUGAAGGUGUAUGUCAUUCUUUGAGCUAUGUAUAGAACUGUCAUUCAUAAUGUGCAGUUUUAAUUGACUAUGUCAUGACCAAUGCCUCUUACAUUUGAGGUAAUUAGGCCGUAUUAUAUUUUAAUAAAUGCAGGGGUUUUGUUUUUAUUGAAAUGGCGAAAUAAAGUUUCAUAACUUUUGAGCUUAAACGUUUUGACAUCUGUUAUUGUAUGUGUUUUAGUAGAGACUUCAUUGAGUCAAAGGUGAUGGUCUGUAGAAACACUCUGGGCUCUUCAUUAUAUGUGAUCUUACAAAAGCUAAUGUAGGGCCCAGUUUCACAGACAGGGCUUAGACUAUGCCAGGAUUAAGCCUUAGUUCAAUUAGGGUAUUUAAGUAGCUUUUAUAAACGUUCACUAGAAAAAAAAACAUUACUAGUCUGCAUCUUGAGACAAAACAAUAACACUGGCAUAUUUUAAGAUCUGUCAGUGCAAGUUAAUUUCAGUUAAAACAGCUCAAACAUGCAUUUUGGUCUAGGACUAGCUUAAGCCUUGUCUGUGAAACUGGGGACAAAUGUCGUCACUGUUUCAGAGGAUCAUAGACUCAGUUUCAUUCUGCUGGAUUGUCAGGAACUGUUACUGUUAGGUCAAUGUGUUUUUAUUCUGUUCAAUAUAUUAUGCAAAAAAAUAAAAUAAAAAAUAAAUUAAUUAAUAACCUCUUAAAUGAUUAGUUCACUUUCAAAUGAAAAUUACCCCAGGCUUUACUCACCCUCAAGCCAUCCUAGGUGUAUAUGACUUUCUUCUUUCUGAUGAACACAAUCAUAGAAAUAUUAAUAAAUAUCCUGAUGCAUCUGAGCUUUAAUGGCAGUGAACGGGACCAAUGAGUAUGAGCUGAAGAAAGUGCCUCCAUCCACAUCCAUCUAUCAUAUACAUAUUCCACACGGCUCCAGAGGGUUAAUAAAGGCCUUCUGAAGUGAAGCAAUGUGUUUGUGUAAAAAAAAAAAAAAAAAAUUAUUUAACAAAUUAUUUAAAAAUUUCUAGCUUCCCCCAGACCGCCUUCCGUACUCAAAUUAUGGAAAAAACUAAGUGGUAUCCCGUCAGUUCCGUAAAUUGAACAGGGAAGGUCUAGGACGUACAGCAUAAGCUUUUUGAAGAAUACGGACAGAAUAUGGACUACAGGCAUCUUGAGCAGGCAAGUCAGAUUAUAGUGGAGUGGUAACUGACGACAAGCAGCCAUUAUUUACCUUAUUUACAUUAUU
Molecule: messenger RNA, 4463 nt
Organism: Ctenopharyngodon idella (grass carp)
Lineage: Eukaryota; Metazoa; Chordata; Actinopteri; Cypriniformes; Xenocyprididae
Product: protein NLRC3-like
Exons: 7
Coding region: 174-3140 (988 amino acids)
Molecular function (GO): protein binding
Source: RefSeq, a predicted model, not a curated record